This is a messenger RNA of Hymenoscyphus albidus, 476 nucleotides long. The record is from the annotation of a GenBank genome assembly. NCBI's taxonomy places the organism in Eukaryota, Fungi, Ascomycota, Leotiomycetes, Helotiales, Helotiaceae.
AUGCCUCCAAAUCCACGUCCAAAAGAAGCAUCAGCCAAAAGGGGUGGAAAUCAACAUACUGGCCCUAGGAACCCCCCUACAGCCCCUGAAAGCAAAGAUCCUUUCAAGGGCAUAAUUCAAGGAACCGCAAAAACGAGCAUCAUGAUUACCACGAGACGCCCCUCAAAGCACGUGUACUAUCUAUUGUUGAGUGGGAGGAUUCCAAGCCAUUUGAAAAGCGCGCUAAGCGGGAGGAUAUAUUCAGGUUCUGUGGUGUUUCGGAAAGAAUGGGAUACGCAGUCAUUGAAGGCUACAACAAGGGAAGGAAGGAGGGAGAACUGCCUGCUUCUGCUCGUACAUUUCACAAUGAUAUUCGCGAAGAAGGGACUCGAGGUGCGUCGGUGGAACUCGCCUCGCUUAAACACAAUCAUUGGCAUCUUCAAAAAGAAUUCAUGAAAGGCGAAAGAAUGACGGAACGAUAUGGAAAAGGAUCCUAA